AUGGGGAACUUCCUGCAGAUGAGGCUACCCAACAGCUGGAGGAUAUCUUUCUUUGCAGUGCUUCUGGCGCUAGUUUUUCCCCACCCAAGGUUGUUGGUGGUGGCGGACUGCUUCUUCGAGGAUCUGCCCCUCCAAGAAGGACUGAAACGAGCGCCCAUUGUGGUUCGUCUGCUCUACAAUUGUCCUAGUGCCGUGGUCAAUCUAACCUGCCCAAUAGAAGCCUACAAUGGAGAAAACUAUGUUGUGGCACAGGAAGGAUACCAGAGCUAUACAAUCAGCGAAGUGUUUCAACAAGAAAAUUGGACGGAAGCCGAAGCGCCGUUGCAACCGGGAAUGUCCAUUGCGGUACUUUAUGACACGGACACCGGUUUCUGGAGAGACUUGCCAUUCCAAUUGAUUGCGGAUCCUAAAGGCAUGUUGGCCUUUUUGAGUCCUUAUCGCACUUGUGUGGACACUUCCGGCGCCAAUCACUACGACUUGCCGGCAGGUGUGGGAUUGGUGGAAACUCCCUUCUUGCUCAACGAAUGUUCUACACUCAACCAACGAUGGUCUGACCUCUCGGAUGAAAACGUCACCUUCUUGAGGUCGCAACCAGGAUUCCUGAACGUAUCUGACGACACCACGACGACGAUGACGAGUAGCGAGGGCGUGAUCAAUGUCAGCGCAACAGCCAACAACAACGCAACAUCAUCCGAAACGGUGGGCUCGGAGUCAGCAACAGAUUCGGAACAACAUGACCCCACAUCGGAGUCCAGUUUUCCAGCUGACAUGCAACUUGAAGGAGCAUCGUCAGCUAAAGCCGUCGCAGGAUGGACCCUUCAGUUGCUAUUCGUCGGAGUGCUUGUCAUUCUCUCUUUGCCUCCAUUGGAGUAA
Molecule: messenger RNA, 873 nt
Organism: Seminavis robusta
Lineage: Eukaryota; Bacillariophyta; Bacillariophyceae; Naviculales; Naviculaceae
Source: the annotation of a GenBank genome assembly